Molecule: messenger RNA, 3848 nt
Organism: Actinia tenebrosa (Australian red waratah sea anemone)
Lineage: Eukaryota; Metazoa; Cnidaria; Anthozoa; Actiniaria; Actiniidae
Source: RefSeq, a predicted model, not a curated record
UUUCCUUGUCGUUCAUACACACACAAGUACAUUAGACAACUGUGGUGUCAAAUUACUUAAGAUUAGCUUUGAUUUGUUACUUGGAAGGUCUCUGUAAUAACUAACUGGCUCGACGUUUAGCAUGUGCUCCGUAUUGUUGACCUAAAAUGACCUCGACUUUCUGCGUUUAUCUUUCGUUAACAAGGUGAAGGGAUACUAUUCUCUCGGGUUUUGAUAUUAUACUUCCACAUUCUGUGGUAAAAAUAUUCUAUUGGAAGAGAAUUUGUAGCAGCCAUGGGUCAGGAAAAACCGUUUGGGACGAGAAGCGAAAACGACUACAAAAGAAGAUACUUUAGCUUUUACAAAUUCAGACUACGCGUGUACCUUUGUGCGUUUCUGUGUUUAGUUGCCGUGGGAUUUAUUGUGGCAAGUUUAUUCAUCCAAGUAUUCAACUCUUCUCCUCUAUUUCCUAAAACGUACGAGAUGGCAGAGGGAGAUAUGAGAAUCAUCAAAGUUUCGACUACAUUUUGUGGAGGAAUUUCACUCGAACAAUCGAAGCUAACGCGAAGUCUCAGCACUUUUAGUGAAUUGAAGUUGGCCAAAGAGAAAAGCGUGGCAAACAUGACGCUUGACAUCUUGAUUCCCUUCCGUAAAUAUUGGUACAAGUCGUAUUAUCUCUUAAAAGGCUCUACUAUCCAGAUAGAAGCGAGUUCAGAUAACUUCUUACAGCUUUUGAUUUUCAAGGGAAGAUCAAACCUCGAUGGAUGGAUUGACAAGGAGAGCCGUCAACACAAAACAAGACCGAUUAACAGCAACAACCACAACAAAAGAACUCGAAUAUCGUUUGUUUACCAAAUCACCCAGGAAGGGAAUUAUUAUAUUUUAUUUCGACAUAUUUCUGGGGACUCUCAACUACCAAAAUUGUCGCUGGCGUUGUCUAUAACUCGUGAACUUUACGAUAUCUCUUCAGCAGUUUACUCUUGUAACGCUGCCUUUGGACAAAGCUGUUACGCACGGCUUUUGUUUAAUUCCAAUGAGAGAACAUUACUAAAGGUUUCGGGGUCAAGUAAAUACCUUUAUAUGAAGAAUAUACCAACGACGUGGUAUUGUCAACCUCGUAUAUGGUUUUUUCUCGUGGUGUUUGGAGUUGGUUAUGUUUUUUGCGUGAUACUUGGAUUAUUUAUUUAUAUUUUGUUGAUGAACAGAAAAAGAGAGUCCUUGUUUUGUGGACCGCGUAAACCUAGUGUGAAAUCACAGAACAGUUUCUCUGCUGGGUCAUCGCACAAUGGAGGGUCUCUUAAGCGUAAAAAUAGCAAAGACGGGUCAAUCAAGGGCCCUCCAAGUCGCACUUCAAGUUUUCGUAGUCAAAGAAACCGUCCUUUGUCUGCCAAUGGUUCGUUAGUACGCCAUAAGCAUGACACGUCGUUACCUUCAGUCAUUCCUCAUAUAUACAAAGGGGACAAUACGGACGAGGAAGAUGCAGGUCAAAACAUUGAUCAAGAAUCAACAUCCCCAAGACAGUCAUUAUUGCACCGCGCUCCUUCUUUAGAAAAUAUCUCAAUCGCUUCCUAUGACACCACGAUGUCUCUCCCGGUAACUUUUAGUACUUUCAAAACUCAACUUUUCGACGCGGAAACCGCAAGUUGUCAUUCAUUCGACGUGGACAGUAGUUUGAGACGGCAUCGAAAUCGUCACCACCCGCUACUCCACCAAGAAUUAAAGAGGGAUCGUGAGAUUAUCAGCGCUCGAGUGCGCGCGCGCUUCGAGGCUCAAGAACAGGAACAACGUGCUUCACAUCAGAGUGACUCCCAGUUAUACCAGAAUAGCAGGAGUUUAACGCUUCCGACACGAAUUUCUCCCGUUCGUCGUGCGAGACGUGAUUUUUAUCGCGAUUUAGAGCUCGCGUCCCAGCAUGAGGGAGAAUGUCGUUCUCAUCGCAGUGAUACUCAGCUUAACUCUGACCAGGAAACCAUGACACUACCUCGAGAAGGUCGCGCUAAACGUGAUUUUAACCGUGAACUGGAUCUCGCGCGAAAACAGGAGCGUGAUCGUCUUCAACAAGGUGAUUCUGCGCUUGGAUAUGACCAGAAAACAAUGGCAACACCUCGAGAUGGUCACGCAAAACGGGAUUUUUACCGGGGCUUGGAUUUUGCAGGAAAUCAAGAACGUGAGCCACUUCUAUCUAAUGAGAUUGAUUCCCAAGUUGAUGUUAAAUACUUGACACUGCCUAGACCGUCUCGUGAGCGUCCCAAGCGUGAUUUCUACCGUGAUUUAGAGCUCGCAAGUAAGCGUGACAUUAACCACAACAAAAUCACAACAAGCAAGGAUAACUCAACGCAUGGGCCUGACAGUGAUUGUGAGAGAGAAUGUGACCGUGUUCUAGAACAUGUCGAUCUUUAUCGUCCAAAAUAUCGAAAAUUAGAAAGCUAUUUUGAACAAGAUGAUUCCGAUCAGUGUUCGAUUGGUGACGUACUAGACCGAAUAGCCGACGAAGAUAAGCCGAAAAGGGCGGCAACGUUACCUCGUUUGCAUAAAACAUUAAGUAAUGGUUUCCCCCCUCAAACGAUAAGAGCCAAACCAGUAGAGGAUCAUGAGGAUCAUUUAGUAGUUAUAGCACAAGAAAUACCAGAUGGAGAAAUUCAUAAGAAGAAAAAGAGCGAAAAGAACAAAUCCUCGAACAAGAAGGACGUAAAGUUACGGAAUCACUCAAGCAGGCGGAAGGAUAAUUUUUGGAAGCCUAGAUUAUCUAUAGUGUCAGAAGUUUAAUAGAUUACAUUCGUUCUCACUAGCACGCGCAAAAUCGCCGUCGCGUCAAAGUAGGUUUUGGUGGGGUGGGUUUCCAUGACAUUCCUUAGCCACGCGCCAUCGGAAACUCCAGUAUUUCCCAACAUGUCUUUGAACCCUUUGAUUGACGUCCACCAAAAUCCUAUUUUGUCUCGACGGCGAAGUUAGAGAUUCCGCCAGUGUGAUAGGGAAGAACUUUUGAAAAGCUACCAUCAAGUGCUUGUAGGAUUACUGACUAGAUCACCCAGGUCGUAGAUCAAUAGUACAGAAACUGGUGUCACUGGUGAUAAUUGCAUUUCCAGACGUGGAUGUGUAAACAAUAGAGCGUUUUCACGUGACGUUACCGCGGCCAUGUUAGUGUACCAAAACAACACCUUUCCUAUCCUCGAGGAAUUGAACUUUAUUUUCGUGAAAAAAUUGUGCACAAAGUUUGUUUUGUUUGGUACACCAAUAUGGCUUCCUUGUCACGUGAGUGAAACACUCUGUAGGGCGCGCAUUUAGGUGGGGUUGGUUUGGUUGGGUCACGUUCACGUACCAUGACGUCAUGACAAUAGUUCGCUAAUAUACCUUUUCAACUAGGAUGUAAUGGCUUCUUAUCGAGCGCAUGCCAGAUACUUUAUAAUGACUUAAAACUGAAAUGUGAGUCAGAUAAAUUUAGUGAACAUCAUUUGGGUUGUCACGCAACGCUGCUUUUCCUACAAAGAAACGUAACAACUCAAGGCUCUCUUCUCAUGAGUUUUUCUUUCCUGUUAAAAAUAGAAAGUCUCUCCAAAAGAGGCCUCCUGCAAAGAAGGCCAUUAGGGUCGUCACGCAACGAUUUUCUCCCUACAAACUACCGUGACGACCUAAGGAUUCCUAGAGAGGAGGUUUGUCCAACAGAGACUUUUAUUCAUCAUUCAUCAUCAAUUCGUCUUCCUGAAUCAAACUACCCCAGAGAUUGUUUCAGUUUUCGUGACAAAAAGUUAAUGUUAUAUUGGAGAACGUUGCACCUAACCUGUAACGUCUGCUAGCGAGACCCAGAAGUAGGCUUAAGAGAAAAACAGCAGACUAAAGCAUUAUUAUUAAAGAGUUUAUUAUUAAUAUUA